This is a messenger RNA of Parnassius apollo (apollo), 3108 nucleotides long. NCBI's taxonomy places the organism in Eukaryota, Metazoa, Arthropoda, Insecta, Lepidoptera, Papilionidae. The record is from the annotation of a GenBank genome assembly.
AUGGAUGACAGGGGAGAAGCGUCUGAUAACCUUAGCAUGUUGGAAUAUCAUUCCAAUGAAGACGAGGAUGGUACAAAGAAAAAUAAUACAAAUGAAGAGGUAGAAAGUACAAGCAAUAUAAAUACAACCGGUGAAAUACCGGAAAAUGAUAUAAAAGAUAUUGAAAGUGAAUUAAAAAGUGUAAGUGAAAUAAAACAUACAAGUGAACUUCAAAAUCAUGUGGAUUGCAACUCUGGUGAAGUACCGGAAAAUAGUGAUAUGCAAGAAAGUGAAUCUGGAAUUAAAAGAGACAUUUUAGCGUCUUUGGGUCUAAAUGACCAAAGCAGUACUACUCUCAAAGUUGAUAAAGAAGAUUCUGAUAACAUAGAUGAGAGAUUGAAAGAUAUAAAUACUCCUGAAGACACUAUAAGCAGAGAUAGAGAUGACUGUACACAAGAAUCCACAUCAGAAAAUAUAAUUCAAGAAGAGAAAACUGAUAAUAAUAUUGAUAAUGAAAUUGAAGAGGGGGAUGAAAAAAAAGAUGAAGUAGGGAAACCGGAAUUUGAAACUGCUCCAAAUGUUUCUAUAGAUGAGCCUCAGGAAGACCAUACACAGGCCUUAGACCCAUUUGAUGCUCUUUUGAGAGAUAUUGGCGAUUCUACGUCAGAGACCAAGGAAACGGCGACUCAAGCCACCGUGAAUUUGGUAGAUGAGGACGAUGACAAUGACAACGUAGACCACGCUGAUGACUUGCCACGAGAUGAUGAGGAAGAACAUCAUACAGAAACAUCUUUAGAUGAUAGUGUAGUCACUGAAUUGAAUGAAGAGCCGGGUGCGGAUGAAGAGGUGUGCUUACUACCUGACACAGAACGCGAGAUAUCUGAUGCUGACAAGGCUGAAGCUGAGAAAGUUCUCGCCGAAAAGCGGAAGCAGGCUGAGGCCGAGGCAGCUGCAACGGAAGCACAGAAAGAGCCUAAGAAGGAGAAUGAAGUUGCAGUGGCAGAUGAGAGAAGGUAUAGUACUGAAGAGCCUUCGCAUAAUGAGGAAGGUGGGGCAAGUGAAAAUGCUGAAGCAGAAAGUGUUCAAGAUGAUCUUUCGCAGGAAAAUGGAGAAAAAGAAAAUGAUGAAUCGACAGAAGCCGAAGUAAGCUUUGUAUCUAAUACCAUACAAGAAAUCAGUCCCUGUACUGCAACAUGUGUUCAGUGUAAAAUAGAAACAUCUUGUAGUUAUCGAUUCGCUACCAAAGAAGUGAAGGAAAACUACAUUUGCGGCGAAAGUUGUCUAAAAUUAUUUCAAGCUGAUCAUCCGUCUCAAUAUACAGUAGCUUGCAGGAAAUAUCUAAUAGAAGAAAUUACACCGAAGCCGCUUAUGUGCUCAGAAUGUGAGGAGAAAAAGCUCUGCUACUUUUACUAUAAUUUUGAUGGAGAAGACACAAACUAUUGCUCAGAAGAAUGUUUACACAGUAUGAUGGCAGAUGAAAAGGAAAAAUAUAUUUUCAAAAGAUUGCGGAUAAUAAUUGAAGAGAAAGUACGAAAAGAUGUAGAGUGUCUCGUAUGUAAAGAAACGAAAAAAUGUCAAUACCAUAUGCUGCGGUAUGGAAAAGCAUAUUCAAUAUGUGACCUUAACUGUGUGAAAAUGUUAAAUGAUUCAGAAGAAGGAAGAUACACAAUAAGAAAUAGGCGGUCAGGUCGAAAGCAAGCACAAACGAACACAACACAGGCUAACACAGCUCCAAGUAACCCUCCUUUGUUAAAACUAAAAGUAAUAAGUAAUGCCACAGAUAAAUAUUUAGACGAAGCAUAUAAAAUUCAAGCAAAAACUCCAGCAAUGAUAAAAGCAGCAAGAGAAGAAAGGGAACGCACUUUUGUUCGUACAUGCUCACAAUGUAAUUUGAUAUUAACCUCUGAAGAAAAAAUUUUAACAUGGGAGACAAUGGAUUUCUGUAAAGAAACCUGUUUAGGCAGAUACCAGAAUGAUAUUGGGUCGCAGUGCGCUAAUUGUUCAAACCCUGUACAACACACUAGUUUAGGAAAAUAUUGUGUAAGGUUUGGUUAUGUUAUUCGUCAGUUUUGUAACUCGGGUUGCUUGGAAGAAUUUAAAAAGGGCUUGAAGAUAUGUUGUUAUUGUCAAAGAGAUAUAUCAGUAGGCCAUGAAGGUUUUUUGGCACCUGUGGGUGAUAAAGGCCAGUUUAAAGAUUUCUGUUCUCAAAUAUGUGUGGACAAAUUUGACCAAAUGAGUAAAAACCCUGUCCCUCAACCUGUUUGGGCUAAGUGCGCGGUUUGCUCAUUACAGAAAGCCACACCUAUAGAAGUGGAAGUUGGCGAAGAUGUUACACAGAGGCUAUGUUCAGAUCCUUGUUUUGCUGCUUUUAAAUUUGUAAAUAAUAUAUUUCCAGAUCAAUGUCGUUGGUGUAAAAAAUACUUUGAAAGGAAAUUGAACAAAUGCUUCACAAUUUACGAAAGUUCCAGUCUAAAUUGUUUCUGCUCAAAGUCCUGUAUGAAUGUAUACAUUAGUAAUUCACGACAUAUUGUGCCUUGCAACUGGUGCAAGGUGAAGAAAUAUAAUUUUGACAUGAUCAGACGUGAUCAACCGAAUGGACAAUCAGUUUUGAUGUGCUCAUUGAAUUGUUUGAAUCUGUAUCAAGUCUCUGUGAAUGCUGUUUCAUCAAAAAGGACAAAAUGCGACAUGUGCAAGCGUACAUCACUGGCUCAAUACCACUUGACUAUGUCAGAUGCGACAGUAAGAAACUUCUGCACAUAUCAGUGUGUCAUGUCAUUUCAGGGUCAAUACUCGAAACACGCUGCUCCAUUGGUGUCGGGUGACUCAGUGGAACAAACAAAAGCAGUGCCCACUGGUGCGCCCAGGCGUACUUACUCAAAUAAGAAUAAUGCUGCAGCCAAAAAUCAGCGUUCGUCGGGUCUGCCGGUGAUAUCUAACGUGAAGUCACUAGCGCCGCCGCCGCCUCUAGCAACGUCGGUGACGCGCGGCAAGUCGAAGCGGCUGGCCGCGGCGCAGGCGGCGCCCGCCGAACCGGAGCCCCAGGCGCCCAGCACGCCGCCCCCCUCCCCCCGAAGCCCCCCACACCUCCUCCACCACCCCCUCCAAAAAUUUACAAUCACGUUAUUGUAA